Molecule: messenger RNA, 1378 nt
Organism: Aspergillus caelatus
Lineage: Eukaryota; Fungi; Ascomycota; Eurotiomycetes; Eurotiales; Aspergillaceae
Exons: 1
Coding region: 405-1196 (263 amino acids)
Source: RefSeq, a predicted model, not a curated record
GUUUUCUGGAGUGGCUUAACCACUGGAACGGAGUCGACAAAGCACUUUGUCGUUUGCGGAACAUUCCUCUCCUUUUCCCGCGCCACUCCCACUCAUUUCCCAAACGUUGAUCCAUCUACCCACUCCCUCAUCAUCUAUCUAUCAACGCACUUUUUCACCUCGUCGCAUCACUCGGAACCAGCCGAUAUUGAAGCGCUGAUAUUGAAAUUCCUAUCGGUCUGAAUUUCACCACCCAGUCUCUCCCUGGUCUUAACGUGACCUCCUCCGGCGCAAAUCCAGCGCUGCCCGCGCAACCGGCGCACAUAACAAUCAGCGAUCUUGACCAACCACCACACUUUCUACCAUCGCACAUUCCUUCGUCUCUCAAUAUCUUUCCCACGCGAUAACCACACCUCUGCGCAAUUAUGUUGCUCCCAUCCGCUCUACCCUGCGACAUGCGCCGCCCCGCGACUCAGUCGCGCCUGGAUCCCAGCCGCCUAUUCACAACCCCCCCACCAUCCGACGAUGAAUUCCCAUCUAGCAAUGGCCUCUUGGGCACCUGUCGCGCCCUCCAAUCGCUUCUAAACAGUUCUCCCGCUCCUUCGCCACGAAGCACAAAACCAGAGCGCCUUCAAAGUCCCCUUCACAUCAGAAUCACGCCUUCCGCCCGGUCGCGGAGGCAAAAGGAUCCCAAGCCAUCACCCAAACCUUCGCGAAGCAUCAACAAACGCAAGCGCGAUCGCUCCGAGGUAAACGAUGACACCAGCGACACAGAAAGCACUACUCGUGGCAUGCGAUUCUCAACCCCGAAGCGCACUCGUCACGCCCCCUACGAGCUUCCUCUGGGUCUCUCGCAAUCAGACUUCUAUGCCCUUCACUCUCCACCAAUCUCACAGUCGCCUCCGUCGCCUGUGCAUUGUCGCCAAUUGGAACUGAGUCCCGAGCAAAGCGCGCAAUUAUUUAAUCCUGACGCAGUAUUGCCGUCUAUCGAAGAGACACAGGAAACUCCGUCAAACGAGACCUGGAACGCAGACGACGACCAGCGACUUGUCGAGUUAGUUCUUCAAAAUUUCCAGCUUUCCCAGCGAGAUCUGGAGGACUGCGCCCGACGCAUGGGCAAAGAUGAUGCUAGCGUCGGACGUCGAUGGCAGGACCUCGUGGGAGAGGGAAAUGUCGGAUUACUAGAUCGGCGAGUGGUUCGUCCUCGUUGGCUAUAGAUGCCCUUCUUCUCAUGACUCCCUCUCCCUCUCUUUUUAUCCUUCCUCCUCAUAUUUUCUUCACCUUUCUAUGAACAUCUUUGACGGAUAUCCGGUAUCAUGUAUUCUACGGGCUCACGGUUCGCUUUUCUUCAACUCCACACCGAUGUAUUACUACCCUAUCGCUUCUUCACACUUGUCUU